This is a messenger RNA of Scaptodrosophila lebanonensis, 2564 nucleotides long. Its product is annotated as zinc finger protein 354A. NCBI's taxonomy places the organism in Eukaryota, Metazoa, Arthropoda, Insecta, Diptera, Drosophilidae. The record is from RefSeq and is a predicted model, not a curated record. The transcript is spliced from 2 exons. Bases 258 to 2372 code for a protein of 704 amino acids.
AUAGAUAAUCUAAAAUGAAGUAUUAACUAAUUAUAAGCUGAAACGCCACCGUUGCCGCACUUUUUAAUUGUUAUUAGUGCAAGUGUUUUUUUAAACAUCGCGAAAUUGUUAAUGAGUCUUGAAUUGAACUCUAUGCAACAAUGCAAGUGUUAAAUAAUCAAAUGUCUAUAGUCUAUAAAAAGUUGUAAUAGAAAAAGUAUUGCAAUUGCUAAAACAAAAUAUCAGCAAAUAGAGCAAAGCUUAAAAGGUUCAUUAAUAUGGCAGUGCAGCUGAAUAAUUCUUACCACCAUUUACCUCUCACCAUUACGCCGAUUAUGUGUCAGUCGCUCCUGGUACCAGCACCCAAGCCAGUGCCGCCGAAGCCCCAGCCACCGGACUUGACGUUUCAUUGCAAUUGCUGUGCCGAGUUCUUCGUGCAUCCGGUGGCGUUGUAUCAGCACAUGAAUGAGAAGCAUGCAGAUGGCGCGUCGGGACAGCAACAGGCAAAGGACGAACUUGAUGAAGAUGACGAAAAGGACUACAGCUGGAUAUUUGAGCCGGUUUGCGAGCUGGAGGUUGCUGCGGAUAUGGAACUAAGCCAGAGGGAUGUAGUCAGCGAUGAUAGUGAUGAGAGCGAAUCCAGUGGAAAUUCCGACGACGAUGAUGAUAAUAACGACGACGAUAGCGACGAUGAUAGCAGCAGCUCAAGCUCCAGUAGCAGCAGCAGUAGCAGCACAACUACCAUGCCCACCACCACCAAUUCGAAUACGCAAGAGAGCCAAAACAUUGGAUUGGAUCACAUGGAUAACGGCGCCUAUGUGGAGGUGGAAUCAACCCAUCCAAUGCGCGGUCUACGCAUUGGUCCGAGACCUAAUGAAUUUCAGCUACAAACGGCAGAUCCUCAUGAGUCUACAUCAAUUAUUCUGCUACAGCCAUCGAUGAUUUCAUUGGAGUCAACGCCCAUUAAACGCCGGCGUGGUCGUCGCAGCAAGGCCAACGUCACUGGAGAGGGACAGCUAAAUGCUCAGCUCAAUGUGAAUGGACAAAAGUGUUUUCAGUGCACGCACUGCGAAGCGUCAUUUCCCAAUGCUGGAGAUCUGUCGAAGCACGUUCGCUCCCACAUCACGAAUAAACCCUUUCAAUGUUCCAUUUGCCAGAAAACUUUUACACACAUCGGCAGCCUGAACACGCACAUACGUAUCCACAGCGGAGAAAAGCCUUACACCUGUGAACUCUGCCCGAAGGCCUUCACCCAGUCUAGCAGUCUGAUGGUCCACAUGCGAUCGCAUGCGGUGCGAAAGCCCCACCAAUGCACACAAUGCGACAAGGGAUUCAUCAACUACAGUUCGUUGUUGCUGCAUCAGAAGACGCACUCGACGCCAGUGGAGAGUUUUGCGUGUCCGGAGUGCGAGAGGGAAUUCAAGGCGGAGGCCUUGCUAGACGAACAUAUGCGUAUGCAUACCCAGGAGCUGGUAUAUCAGUGUGCCAUCUGUCGGGAGGCUUUCCGCGCUAGUUCUGAGUUGGUGCAACACAUGAAGUGCCACAUGGGCGAGAAACCCUUCACCUGCUCCCUCUGCGAUCGUUCCUUUACCCAGUCCGGCAGUCUUAAUAUACACAUGCGCAUCCACACCGGCGAAAAACCAUUUCAGUGCAAGCUUUGCGACAAAUGUUUUACUCAGGCGUCCAGUCUGAGUGUGCACAUGAAAAUACAUGCGGGCGAGAAACCAUUUCCGUGCCACAUCUGCGGCAAGGCCUACAGUCAACAGGCUUAUCUCAACAAGCAUAUACAGGCCCAUACGACGGUGGAGGCUAUCACAUCACCAACUCUAGUUCCAUUUCUCCCCACACCGCCGCCAACAUCACCCCCCAAGGAGACGCUAGUGUGCAUUGUCUGCGGUUCUUUACAUGCCGAUGCUACAGAUCUGGCGCUUCAUGUAACCCGAGACCAUUCAGCGCUUUUGGACAACAUGAAGCAGGUCUCAAUGCCGCCAGCUCUAGCCCCAGUUGGCAAAUGCAGCGCUGCGGAACGGCAGGCACAACAGCAAGCCUAUAUGCAACGGAUGCAGCUGGUGAUGCAGCAAAUGAAUUCACAGCAGUUGCCGAUAAUGCAGCGACCGCCGGCCAUAGAUUCUGCGGGAGAAGAUGAAGAGAUUGAGGAGGAUGAGGAUGACGAAGAAGAGCAACCGAACAAUGUUGAGGCAGAAAAUGGGAUAGAUAUCGAUGACGAAUUAAUUACUAAUGUUAAAGCUAAUCCCGAUGAACUGGUGGAUAAUAGCGAUAUGUAUUUCGAUAUGCCAGACGACUUUUGUGACAUGGAAGUGGGCUGCGAGGAGGAGGUUUGCGGUGACGAUGACUUUGCUGCCGAGGAAGAAGUCUAUAUGGAGAGCGUUUAAUAUUUAAGCUUAAUUUACAUUUAGACUUAGAGUUCUGUGCAAAUUAUGAAUGCGUAUUCCCUCUGUCGGCCUAUCCUUUGAGCAUAAAUUAUGUUUGCAAAUCACGUGUGCAUAGAUUACAACUUACUAUUAACACAUCUAAAGCAACAUAUUUAUCCCCUCCGCUUAAUAAGCUACCUGUUCCAUUUUAUU